AUUCCUAGCUAUGAUUCCCACGAAUGCACGUGAUCCAGACGCGUCCACCGGAAUCAACCACCAGUUGAUUCUCGACGCGUUUUGUGCCUUCUUGACAGAAACACACCACAACCCAAGUCCUCCCGCCGUUGUCGACGACAUACGCAAUGGCUGCGAGACGACUACCCACGUCCCGCUCGAGGACUAAUCCUGCGGCACCGACGAUUAACACAAAAUCUCAAUCGUCCAUGUCAAAACCGAAGUCGGUUAUGUCUACAAUCACGUCACCGACUAUAGAAGAGCACCCAGAGCACACACUCGCAAUCUCGUCCUCCUUGAAGGGUUCCAAGUCCCAUGGCCAGGAUGUCUCAGAGACUCACAUCCAGGUUGCCAUUCGCUGUCGCAGACGAUCCGAUCGCGAAAUCCAGGAGAAUUCCCCCAUCAUUGUCAGUUCCAACGGGGCAAAGAGCCAGGAAGUCACCAUCGAGACCUCCGCACCAGUAUCCAGUCUAGGUGUGGUCACAUUACCGCCUACACGAACAUAUCCCUUCGAUCUCGUCUUUGGCCCCGAAGCGGACCAAGCAAUGAUCUAUCAUGAUGUUGUUAGCCCCAUGCUAGACGAAGUGCUCAUGGGGUACAACUGUACUCUAUUUGCGUACGGACAGACCGGAACUGGAAAGACCUACACUAUGCAAGGGGAUCUGACGCCUACCCCGAUGGGAAACCCAUCCUCCCAGGCAGGCAUGAUACCAAGAGUACUCUUCCGAUUAUUCCAUCAACUCGAGACAUCUGCCACAGACUACAGUGUCAAAAUAUCCUUCGUCGAGCUCUACAACGAGGAGCUUCGAGACCUGCUCGCGAAUGAACUGUCCGCUCCUGCAGGGUCGACACAGCCUAUGGGAAAAGGUGGCCCUGCAGAUAAUCAAGUCGGCCUCAAGAUCUUUGAUGAUGCCAGCAAGAAGGGUGUUUUCAUUCAGGGCCUCGAAGAGAUACCUGUCAAAGACGCUGCAGAUGCACUUGCCCUCCUCACGAAAGGCAGCCAUCGUCGGCAGAUCGCCGCCACUAAAUUCAAUGACCACUCUAGUCGAUCUCACUCCGUGUUCUCCAUCACUAUUCAUAUCAAGGAGACGUCAACCAUGGGAGAUGACCUCCUGAAGGUGGGGAAGUUUAACCUCGUUGAUCUUGCAGGAUCAGAGAACAUAGGACGCUCCGGUGCAGAGAACAAGAGGGCUCGCGAAGCGGGCAUGAUUAAUCAAAGCUUGCUCACUUUGGGCCGUGUCAUAAACGCUCUCGUCGAGCGUUCAACCCAUGUGCCUUAUCGGGAAUCGAAACUCACCCGCCUCUUACAAGACUCACUUGGAGGCCGUACCAAGACAUGCAUCAUCGCAACCAUCUCUCCUGCGCGUUCCAACAUGGAAGAGACCCUCUCCACCCUUGACUAUGCCAUCCGCGCCAAGUCUAUCCGCAACAAACCAGAGAUCAAUCAGCGGAUGACACGAAAUUCCUUGUUGAAAGAAUAUGUGGCCGAGAUUGAGCGUCUCAAGGCCGACGUCCUGGCCGCACGCGAGAAGAACGGCAUCUUCUUCUCUGAAGAGACCUGGAAUCAGCUCACUACGGAACAGGAGCUUAAGCAGACAGAGAUGGAGGAGGCUAAGAAGCAAGUGGAGAUUGUGGAGAGUCAGUUAAGGAGCGUUCGGGAAGAGUUUGAGCAAAGUAUCGCCAUGUUGAUGAAGACAGAUGGGGAGUUGAAAGAGACGAAGGAGAAAUUGAAAGAGACUGAGGGAGAGCUGGAAGUCAAGGAGAGCCAACUGAAGGUGGUGAAAGGAGCCUUCGAGGAGGAGGUUGUCGUGCGCCAGGCGUACCAGGUCAAUGAAGAAAAGCUCGACGGAGUUGCGCUGGGGUUGAAGCAGGUUGCCGCUGAAAGCAUCGACGACAUUGGCGCGCUUUUCGAAAAACUCCAGCGCAAGAACAAGACGUUCACAUCGAAUAUCAAAGCUGUUUCCUCUCACGGAAGGUCUAUCUCCUCCGAAGUGCAAUCGCUCUCGACGAAACUUGAAGAGUUUAUAAAGACUGCAGGGCACAGCACUCAGACAUUGCGCGCAGAGGCAAAGCAGUUUCAGACAAAGGAGCUCGAAAUCCUCACAAGCCACUCCGAGCGUAUUGACCAGCAGCUCCAGCGCAUUCAAGACUCCCUUCGGAUCAUCAACGCAAAGGACGAUGUGUCUGCAGAAGCUCUUGCAGCUAUGCAGAACGCAGUCAAGGAGUCGCAGGAAACAAUGAAGAGCUCAUUCAGUUCCUGGUCCGAUGGCUUAAGAACCACGUCCCAAACGAUGUGCAAGGAGUUGUGUGCUGCGAAUCAGAGUAACUUCGCCUCGUUAGAGAAUGCUUUGAAGACUAUGGGGACACUCGUCGAUUCCGCUGUCAGUCAAGCAAUCGACUUUGUCAAGGCCGAAGAAGAAUCGGCUUUGCAAGCAAAGACCCUUGUGGAUGACAUGUCAAGGGCGAAGAUAGUGCAUCUCCAGGCGCAAAAUGCGCUUCUUGUUCAAAUACUAGAAGCAGAGAAGGUGAAGUCUGCAAGAGCUAGCGAUGAGCUUGUGCAGCGCGUGUCAGGCCUACUUGGGGACUUCGUUGCUUCCCGUGAUCACGAACUGCGAGAAGCAUUCGGCGCCGUAGCUAAAGGCAACGCCAAGAGCGAGGAGGAAUUUGGCAAAUUCGGUCAGCGUCAUGAACGAUUGAUGAAUGAGGCUACUGUCCGCGGCUCGGAAGCCAUAACCUUGUUUGAGCGGAGAGGUACAGAAGGAAAGAGGACACGAGACGGUGCUCUUAAGACCGUCGGAUCUGUCCAAGCAGCCUUCAAGGACGGUUUAUUGGCCAUGCAUAACUCGGUGACAACAGCUACCACGACUUAUACUGGUGAGCUGCAAAGACAAAGUCAGACCCUCCAGACCUCCUUUGGCGCAGGUCUUGAUCGUCACAACCGUGCCAAGAGAGCACGCAUCGAGAGUACCAAUGGCUUGAUGACUGACGUACAAACCGAGUUUCGUCACCUCCAGCGAGGUGUUGCCUCCAGCUCAAGAAAUGUUGAAGGCUUCAGUGGUCAUGUGGUUUCGGAGAGCACAAGCUUAUCGGACACGAUGGAAAAGCACAGCAAUAAUACGGCUUCGAGGCUCGCUUCGCUAUACCAAACUGCCCGGGCACUGCUUGAUCAAGGUACCCGUGAGGAUGUCCCGACUGGAAUGACACCCCGAAAACGUAUAUGGGAAUACGUGGAUCAGUGGGAGCUGACGCAGAGUCGAGAUGCCAUCCUUCAGUCACGGAGACAAGAAGAGCCAACGAGACACGUUUCCGAACCUCCCCCUUUGCAGCACCCGCAGUCUCCUGCAGAAAGCCUUUCAGAGCAAAUGGAAGUCGAGUCGCUAGCUUCGUCGGAUCUUCAUGAGUGUGAACCACAAACUCCAGUCCCAUCCUCACAUCUUACAGUCUCGCUUUCAUCAUCUUUAACUUCCUCCACUGCCACCCUCACUGCAGUCCCAGUCGCGCCUUCUGUAAUUCCCCAAGUCUUGAAGAAGCCUGCCACUCUGAAAUCUGGACUGCCGACGAUGGGGGCGUUAGUGGAUAGACCGCCGAAUACUCUUCGUCCGCGUGGGUCGAGAAGAAUCCGAUAGCAUUGCGCAUUGUAUCAUUAUUUUAUUAUCCUUCAAAUGUUCCAGUACUUAGAAUGCAUUCUUAUUUAUCAUCAAUAUCAGACUUUCUUCA
Messenger RNA from Suillus paluster, 3735 nucleotides. RefSeq names its product P-loop containing nucleoside triphosphate hydrolase protein. The record is from RefSeq and is a predicted model, not a curated record. The coding region runs from base 147 to 3644 and encodes 1165 amino acids. Gene Ontology annotation, biological process: mitotic spindle assembly; microtubule-based movement. NCBI's taxonomy places the organism in Eukaryota, Fungi, Basidiomycota, Agaricomycetes, Boletales, Suillaceae. Gene Ontology annotation, molecular function: plus-end-directed microtubule motor activity; ATP binding; microtubule binding. The transcript is spliced from 8 exons. Gene Ontology annotation, cellular component: spindle microtubule; nucleus.